Molecule: messenger RNA, 399 nt
Organism: Gregarina niphandrodes
Lineage: Eukaryota; Apicomplexa; Conoidasida; Eugregarinorida; Gregarinidae
Exons: 1
Coding region: 1-399 (132 amino acids)
Source: RefSeq, a predicted model, not a curated record
AUGUCAUUGAGUCUUUGGGCUCAAGCUUUGCCGGUUUUAAUAGAAUUUGCUCCCGCUUUGUUUGGUAUUGGUGCCGCUGGUACUGUUAUUGGCACAGGUUUAGAAGUUGCAAACGCGGUUAAUAGUUUGCUUUCGGGUGAUAUAUCUAAACAGUCUACUGUUGAUACAUUAGUUAAUUACGUUGCAGAUACUGCUACGGACGCUUUAAUAGACGCUGGUAAUGGCUUACUCAGGCAAGGUGCGGAAACUGUACAGGAGGCGUUUAGGAACGGGUUACGGUCGAGGUCGAGGUCGCAGGUUCGGCGGUCGCCUGAGCCUCCGAAGAAGACGAAGCCGUUUACGGGGAAGAAUUGGUAUGCGCGGAAGAAGCUCUAUAGGUCGAGGGCGCAGCCGUUCUAG